GAGUGUAUUUAUUAAUAGAAAUUAAUUGUUCUUUAUUGUAAUAGUGUAGGAAGUUUCUCUCAAUUUUGGUUUUUAGUAAAAAGAUAAAUAUUUGAAUGAGUUAAAACAGAUUUAUGAAGGAUUAUGGAUGUCACAUUAGCAGAUAUAAAGGCCAUUGAUGUAUUUAUUUAUUUUCAUUUAUAUAUUUAUUUACUUAUUAUUGAACUGAAAGAGCGAGAGAGACGCAGGUCCAUCAGUGAUGAAUAUUUUAUUUAGUACAGUACUCUACAGGCCCUGUGAUUGUGCUUCUGCUUUUUGUUUCUAUUGAUUUACCAUAAUGCAUCAUUAUAUGCUUUCUCUCUCUCUCUCGCUCUCUCUAUCUCUCUCUCUCUCUGUUUUGAAUAAGUCUCUCACUCAUUUGCCUGUUUGACUUUGUAUCUCUGCUUCUAUCUGGCCUUCUAUGGGAUGGAGUGAUAGCCGAGGACCCAGGCAGGCAAAUCCUAAUCAAAUCCAGUCUCUCUGUGUGUGUGUGUGUGUGUGUGAGCGAGACAUUAGUGUCAGGAGGAAGGGAAAGAGUGCACUUACGAAGCUUGUUCCACGAAGCUGAGCUGAAACACACAUCACUUACAGAUUUGUCAUUAACAACAGGAUUGAGAGCUGGUUGUGAAGUUGGAGAUGGAGCAAACAUUCAGAGCCGUCACGCGCACUCCGGGCAUCAUCAUCUGGAGAAUCGAGAAAAUGGAGCUGGUUGUCAUCCCGGAGAAAACUCACGGCAAUUUUUUCGAAGGCGACUGUUACCUCGUCCUGUGUACGAAGAAAUCGGGCAGUACCUUGACGUACAACAUUCACUACUGGAUCGGCGCUGAGGCGAGUCAGGAUGAACAGGGUGCUGCUGCUGUUUAUGCCGUUCAGCUCGACGACUUUCUGGGCUCGAGUCCCAUCCAGUACCGUGAGGUCCAAAGCAACGAGUCCACGAUCUUCUGUGCAUACUUCAAACAGGGACUCAUUUAUAAAAAAGGUGGUGUGGAUUCGGGGAUGAAACACGUGGUGACGAACGUGAGUGACGUUAAGAGACUGCUGCACGUGAAGGGACAGAGGAAAGUCUCUGCCAAAGAGGUGGAAAUGAGCUGGACGAGUUUUAAUCUCGGAGACGUUUUUCUGCUGGACAUUGGAAAAUCGAUUAUCCAGUGGAACGGCCCGGAGAGCAACACACAGGAGCGCCUGAAGGCGAUGUUGUUGGCGAAGGACAUUCGUGAUCGUGAGCGUGGAGGACGUGCUGAGAUCGGGCUGAUCGAGGGCGACGCAGAGGACAAAUCCCCGGCGUUGAUGGAGCUUUUGUGCAGCACGAUCGGAGAACGGCCGGCAACGCUCCCGAACGGAACCUCGGACGAAAAAGCGGAUCAGGAACAAAUGUCUCAGGUCACGCUGUACCAAGUGACUGAUGCUGAUGGGGAAAUGAAGGUGAGAGAGGUUGCUAGCAGGCCUCUGGUGCAGGAUUUAUUGAAUCAUGAUGACUGUUACAUCGUGGAUCAGGGCGGAGUGAGACUGUUCGUGUGGAAAGGGAAAAAAGCGAAUAAAACUGAGAAACAGGCAGCGAUGUCCCGAGCUGUGGAGUUUAUUAAGCAGAAAGCUUAUCCUCACACCACUAACGUGGAGGUGGUUCAUGACGGAGCAGAAUCAGCACUGUUUAAGCAACUGUUCCAGAGCUGGAGUGUUAAAGAUCAGACUGUAGGGAUGGGACGCACAAACAACGUGGGCCGAAUCGCCAAAGUGGCGCAGGAGAAGUUCGACGCCUCGACGCUGCACGUGAUGCCUGAAGUCGCCGCUCAGCAGAGGAUGGUGGACGAUGGAAGUGGACAAGCACAGGUGUGGAGGGUUGAGAAUAUGGAGCUGGCUGAAGUGGAUGCUAAUCUACACGGGUAUUUCUACGGAGGCGACUGUUAUCUCAUCUUAUACACGUAUGAAGUUAACGGCAAGAAGAACUACAUCCUGUACAUGUGGCUGGGUCGUCACGCGUCUCAGGAUGAGAUCACAGCAUGUGCGUUCCAUGCGGUGGCGGUGGAUCAACAGUACGGUAAUGAGCCUGUUCAGGUGCGAGUUACGAUGGGUAAAGAGCCGAGACACUUCAUGGCCAUGUUUAAGGGCAAGAUGGUGGUGUUUGAGGGAGGAACCUCCAGAAAAUCUGAGGCAGUCGAGGAGCCCCCGGUGCGUUUCUUUCAGGUCUCUGGAACCGAUUCGUACAACACCAAAGCGAUCGAGGUUCCAGCUAUAGCAGCUUCUCUCAACUCUAACGACGUGUUUCUGCUGAAGAGUCAGAACUCAGUGUUCUUGUGGUAUGGCAAGGGCUCGAGUGGAGAUGAACGAGCGAUGGCUAAAGAGAUGAGCACUUUUCUUGGCAGAGGGCUUUCUGAGGAAAUCAUGGCUGAGGGACAGGAACCCAUUGAAUUCUGGCAGCUUCUGGGAGGAAAAACUCCGUAUGCAAGCGACAAAAGGCUGCAGCAGGGCACGAACGAUCAUCAGCCGCGUCUGUUCGAGUGCUCGAAUAAAACUGGAAAGUUCAUCGUCACUGAAAUCUCUCAGUUUACUCAGGACGACCUGAAUGAGACCGAUGUCAUGCUGCUGGACACCUGGGAUCAGGUGUUCCUGUGGAUCGGAAUUGAGGCGAAUGACACGGAGAAGAAGGAAUCUAUCACCAUGUGUCAGGAAUAUUUACGCACGCAUCCCGGAAUGCGAGACCCCGACACCCCCAUCCUUCUCCUCAAACAGGGCUUCGAACCCCCGACCUUCACCGGCUGGUUCCUGGCCUGGGACCCGAGCAAGUGGAGCGGCGGGAAACCUUACGAGCAGCUGAGGGAGGAACUGGGCGUGGUCACAGAAGCAGUCAGCAUCACCACGGCAGGACAAGCUAACGCUAACGGGCCGGGCAGUGAUCAGAGCGGUGAUACAGAAGAAGAAAAUCGAGUGUAUCAGACUUUUCCUCUUGACGAACUCAUUAACAAAUCAGCUGAAGAGCUUCCAGAGGGAGUCGACCCCGCCCGCAGAGAGAAACAUCUGUCAGAUGAGGAUUUCCUCUCCGUAUUCCAGAUGUCUAAAGAUGUGUUUAACACUUUGCCGCAGUGGAAACAGCUGGACAGCAAGAAGAAAAACAAACUAUUUUGA
Molecule: messenger RNA, 3138 nt
Organism: Ictalurus furcatus (blue catfish)
Lineage: Eukaryota; Metazoa; Chordata; Actinopteri; Siluriformes; Ictaluridae
Gene: avil
Product: advillin
Exons: 20
Coding region: 655-3138 (827 amino acids)
Biological process (GO): actin polymerization or depolymerization; actin filament severing; barbed-end actin filament capping
Cellular component (GO): actin cytoskeleton; cytoplasm
Molecular function (GO): phosphatidylinositol-4,5-bisphosphate binding; actin filament binding
Source: RefSeq, a predicted model, not a curated record